Candoia aspera is the source of this 2875-nucleotide messenger RNA. RefSeq names its product ETS transcription factor ERG (gene ERG). Bases 106 to 1545 code for a protein of 479 amino acids. Gene Ontology annotation, molecular function: DNA-binding transcription factor activity, RNA polymerase II-specific; sequence-specific DNA binding. Gene Ontology annotation, cellular component: nucleus. Gene Ontology annotation, biological process: regulation of transcription by RNA polymerase II; cell differentiation. The record is from RefSeq and is a predicted model, not a curated record. The transcript is spliced from 10 exons. Lineage: Eukaryota; Metazoa; Chordata; Lepidosauria; Squamata; Candoiidae.
ACAAUCUCAUCCGUUCUAAAUAACUUCAUCAAAACUUCUUUCUGGUCAGAGUGAAGCAAUAAUUAUUAUUGACAAUUAUUAGCGAUCAAUAAGCUAGAUCACAUUAUGGCGAGCACUAUUAAGGAAGCUUUAUCAGUUGUAAGUGAAGAUCAGUCUUUAUUUGAGUGUGCCUACGGGACUCCCCAUCUUGCUAAGUCGGAGAUGACAGCUUCUUCUUCCAGUGAAUAUGGGCAAACAUCAAAGAUGAGUCCACGUGUCCCCCAGCAGGACUGGUUAUCCCAGCCUCCAGCCAGAGUUACCAUAAAGAUGGAAUGCACCCCAAAUCAAGUUAAUGGCUCAAGGACUUCCCCUGACAACUGCAGUGUGACAAAAAGUGGAAAGAUGACUAACAACACUGAAAAUGUUGGCAUGAACUAUGGAAACUAUAUGGAAGAAAAGCACAUCCCUCCACCGAAUAUGACCACCAAUGAACGAAGAGUUAUUGUUCCAGCAGAUCCCACAUUGUGGAGCACAGACCAUGUACGCCAGUGGCUAGAAUGGGCUGUCAAGGAAUAUGGCCUCCCAGAUGUGGACAUCAUGCUAUUUCAAGAUAUUGAUGGAAAGGAGUUGUGUAAGAUGACCAAAGAUGACUUCCAGAGGCUCACACCAAGCUACAAUGCAGACAUUCUUCUUUCACAUCUACACUACCUCAGAGAAACUCCUCUUCCACAUUUGACUUCAGAUGAUGUUGAUAAGGCUUUACAAAACUCUCCACGGUUAAUGCAUGCUAGAAAUACAGGAGGUGCAGCAUUUAUUUUCCCAAAUACUUCAGUUUAUCCUGAAACACCACAAAGAAUUUCCACCAGACCAGAUAUACCUUAUGAACCAGCCAGGAGAUCAGCAUGGACAAGUCAUGGUCAUCCUGCUCCUCAGUCAAAAGCUGCCCAAGCAUCAUCUUCAGCUGUGACCAAAACAGAAGACCAGCGUCCUCAGUUGGAUCCUUACCAAAUUCUUGGUCCAACAAGCAGUCGUCUUGCAAAUCCAGGAAGUGGGCAGAUACAGCUAUGGCAGUUUUUGUUGGAGCUCUUGUCAGAUAGCUCCAAUUCUAACUGCAUCACCUGGGAAGGUACCAAUGGAGAGUUCAAGAUGACAGACCCCGAUGAAGUUGCACGACGCUGGGGAGAAAGGAAGAGCAAACCCAAUAUGAACUAUGACAAGCUCAGUCGUGCUCUCCGUUAUUAUUAUGACAAAAAUAUAAUGACUAAAGUCCAUGGUAAGCGUUAUGCCUACAAAUUUGACUUCCAUGGAAUUGCUCAAGCCCUUCAGCCACAUCCUCCAGAAUCAUCCAUCUAUAAAUAUCCAUCAGAUCUGCCCUACAUGAGUUCCUAUCAUGCACACCCCCAGAAAAUGAACUUCGUUGCUCCUCACUCUCCUGCUUUGCCUGUUACUUCUUCCAACUUUUUUGCUGGACCCAGUCCAUACUGGAAUUCACCAACUGGAAGUAUCUAUCCUAACUCUAGGCUCCCAACCACUCAUAUGCCUUCUCACCUUGGCACUUACUACUAAAGAGGGAAAAAUAUUUUAAAGGAUAUUUUUUCCUGGAAUACAAGGAAUUACAGCCAGAGAAUCUGAACAGCCUGAAAGACUGACAGCAUUGACCAGGAUAUAAAACAAACUUUUAUAUAUAUAAAGAUUAAAAAGUGUAAAGAUGCUACUAAAUAUGUUGACAUCAAAUCUAAACAUGAAAUAAUGAAAUACACUUCUAGGUAAACGUUUGUAAUGAAACUAGAAUAUGGGGCCAGAAGAGAUUUAUAAGAUUGUAUGUCUUUUUUCAUAUCACAGUAAAGCAAUAUAAGGAUAAUUCUAUUAUGAACUUGGAUACAGUACAUGAAUAUAUAAAUGCAUAAAAAAGCUAACUGUAUUUUUUUUACAAAAAACAAAUAUGUAAAAAGUGGGAUAAAUAUUUGUCUAGAGCAGAACCUGAUUCUGAGUACAAAGGUUUUGGUUGGGAUAAAGUGGCAUGUAUUUCAUUAAGAGGGAAGGAUCAGCUAUUUCAAAACUGUGAACAUAAUGCAAGCUAAGGUUUCUUGAUAAUGUUACAGAGCUCUGAGCCAAAUAUUGGGAUUGAGAAUGUGCUAAGGGCAAGUGUAUGAUUAUAGACUAAGGGUUAAAAUACCAGGAAGUUCUCCUGUGCAAGCCCUGUUGCAAUCAAUAGGAGCUCACAAGAGCACUGCUGUAACCCUGUGUCUGAUAAAAUGUAGAGGAAAGGAGUAGGACGGCACGGGGUGAUAAAGGUGAAGGAGAAGGCAUUUCCUCUAAAGAUGGGGAAAACGGACAGUUUUUGAACUGAAGAAUUGUUUGCUUGGACAUGAGAAAUACCAUACUAUGUAUUAAGCCAUUUUCAGUAUUAUCGAAGAAAAAACUUUAUUUUUGAGUCAGAAAAGGGGAAAUAGUGGUAAUCAAAGUAUGCAUCUCUCUAUAAAGAUGUAAAACUGGAAUUGUGUGAUAUUUAAAAUAACACGUCGAACCUCAUACUUCUUAAGGGAAGUUGUUGUCUACUAAUUGAAAAUGACAGAACCCAAUUGCCAAUAGAUAUAUUUGUUAGGCAGCGCCAGUUUUUCUUUCCGAGUCGCGAACGCUGUGCGUUUGUCAGAAUGAAUUAUACAAGUCAGUGUUAUUUUUUUCUUUUGAUAUAAUAAUUAUAUAACUUAUGCAUUUAUACACUACGAGUUGAUCUCGGCCAACCAAAGACAUAGAAAAGGACAAUCAGAAAUACUGUGGCCUUGAACUUUAACUCUGUAUGCUUCAUGUUUACAUUAUGAACUUAACUAGUACUUAGAAAGCAGAAUGUAUGUAAUAAAAUAAGCUUGGCCUAGCAUGGCAAUUCAGACUCUCA